Molecule: messenger RNA, 1677 nt
Organism: Aureobasidium subglaciale EXF-2481
Lineage: Eukaryota; Fungi; Ascomycota; Dothideomycetes; Dothideales; Saccotheciaceae
Exons: 2
Coding region: 1-1677 (558 amino acids)
Biological process (GO): transmembrane transport; nucleobase transport
Cellular component (GO): plasma membrane
Molecular function (GO): nucleobase transmembrane transporter activity
Source: RefSeq, a predicted model, not a curated record
AUGGCACAACGAACGAAAGUCUCUCGUGCCUUGAAGGCACUUGAGGUCCGCCACGAACCCGGUCUCACCGAUGUCCAACUCAUGCUCAACAACGACGACCUGAAGCCUGUGGAGCCAGAACGUAGACAAUGGGGUGCAUGGCACUUCGUCGCCUUCUGGAUGGCCGACUCCUUCAACAUCAACACAUGGAUGAUCUCGAGUGCCAGUGUUCAGGAUGGCCUCUCAUGGUGGCAAUCCUGGAUCUGUGUCUGGAUAGGAUACACAAUCGCUGCCAUCUUCGUCGUUCUCACUGGUCGCAUUGGAGCAAAAUAUCACAUCUCUUUCCCAGUCGUCUCCCGUUCCAGUUUCGGUAUCUGGGGAGGUCUUUGGCCCGUCUUCAACCGUGCAGCCAUGGCCUGUGUCUGGUAUGGAGUCCAAAGUUGGAUUGGAGGUACUUGCGUGUACCUCAUGAUUCGCAGUAUCUGGCCUAGCUGGGACAAGUACGGCCUCGGCGGACCCAAGAACACAUUGUCAGAGUCUUCUGGUACCAACACUCGCGACUUCGUCUCCUUCUUCCUUUUCUGGCUAUGCUCUCUGCCCGCACUGUGGUUCCCUGUCCACAAGAUCCGCCACCUCUUCGCAGUAAAGUCCGUUGUUGCACCCGCAGCUGGUAUUGCCUUCUUCAUCUGGGCUAUUGUCAGAGCACACGGUCUCGGUCCCAUCGUUCGUCAGCCUGCUAAGCUCGAGGGUGGUGAGCUUGGCUGGGCUAUCGUCAAGGGCAUCAUGAGCGCUGUUGCCAACUUUGCUGCUCUGAUCAUGAACAACCCCGACUUCAGCAGAUUUGCAAAGCGUCCCGAGAGCGCCAUGCUGCCCCAGCUCAUCACCAUCCCUGUUGGUUUCGCUGUCACCUCCUUCAUCGGCAUCAUCGUCUCUUCCUCGUCAGCUGUCAUCUACGGUCAACCCGUCUGGUCACCCCUGACGCUACUCGAAAACUUCCUCAACGACGCCAAUGUCGGUGGAGCAACACGCUUCGGUGUCUUUGUCAUCGCUGCCGCCUUCUCGCUCGCUCAACUCGGUACCAACAUCGCUGCCAACUCCGUUUCGGCUGGUACAGAUAUGACAGCUUUGUUCCCUCGCUUCCUGUCCAUCAGAAGAGGAUCAUACAUCUGCGCCAUUAUUGGUCUCUGCAUGUGCCCAUGGAACUUGAUGAGCUCGAGCAACAACUUCACCACCUACCUCUCCGCCUACAGUGUGUUCCUGUCUUCAAUCGCUGGUGUUAUGGUCUGCGACUAUUACUUUGUUCGUAAAGGAUACCUUCAAGUCAGAAACCUGUACUCCGCAGACAAGACUGGACCAUACUACUUCACCUACGGUGUACACUGGAGAGCAUACGCUGCCUACAUCGCUGGUAUCCUCAUCAACGUUGUCGGUUUCGCUGGUGCAGUGGGUCAAAAGGUUCCCAAGGGCGCAACUUACAUCUACAACCUCAACUACUUCUGCGGCUUCUUCAUUGCAGCAAUCACGUACUGGAUCUUGUGCAAGGUCUCUCCCAUUCCUGCGACAAGUGAGACUUGGCUUGAGGUCGAUGAUGAUGGUGAGCCCAACAGCUUGGCGUACGAUGGACAGUACGAUGAGGAAGCCAUGGGUGAGAUGUCGAAGGAUGGAAAGAAGCCUGAUACCAAGGUUGUACCUUACUGA